AUGGCGAUGCGCCAAAUUUCACCGGGAACUUCAGAAUGCGGAGAAUUCGAUGGAGCUUCACAAAUGCAGCUCGACAUGGACCGUGUCACUCGCAAUCUCAAAUCCUUCACCGAAUUUCAGCGCGAGACGGAGAAGAAGAUCGAUUCGAUAGAUCAACGGUUCGAUAAGCUGGAAUCGAAGAUGGAUUCGAUACUUUCCAUGAUCGCGCGACUAACACCAUCACAUCCGGGACAAACCUCAGCAACACCGCCGUUUUCAUCAACUCCGAUUCAGGUAUCUCCUCAAUUGGAACAAAACCUGAAGGAUGACUCGCUAGGAUAUCGAUCUGGGAAUUUGAAUUUAGCGAAUCGAGAUACCUUGUUGAAGAAAGUAGAAAUGCAUGUUUUCUCUGGGAAACAACCAUAUGUGUGGAUUAUUGAAGCAAAGAGAUUCUUCCACAUUGGCGGCUACACAGAGGAGGAAAAAUUGGAUAUCGUUGGGUUGAGUUUGGAAGGGAGGGUCAGAAAGUGGUACUAUUGGGAGCUACAAAGAAAUGUAUUCAAGAGUUGGUCAGCCUUCAAGGACAAACUGAUUCUGCGUUUCUCAGAAUCAAUUGAGGAAGCUCCAGGGAAGAGAUUGUUCAGAUUGAAGCAACAAGGAUCAGUCGAUGAUUACAUAACGGAGUUUGAGGAAUUGUCAUCAGUGGUACCAGGAUUAAGUGAUGAAACGUUGUCACACGUAUUUUACAAUGGCCUCACAACGGAGAUGCAGGAAGUGAUAAAAAUGAAGGAGCCUCGUAGUUUGGAACACCACAUAUCAGCGGUUCUCAGGAUGGAGUCGAGUGCGUUUUGCAAAGUCGUAAGUGAGACUCCAGGAGUUGAUACCAGCUCAAGACACAGAAAACCUGUCACUUCACAGAGAGCCUUAGUUCCGUUUGAGAGUCGACCUACAACUAUACCACCACGUUCUCAAGGGAAGGAGAAUGAACAGACAACAGGCCAUCAGAGACCUCGACAACGUUUAUCUGACACAGAAAUUAAGAAGAUGAAAGAAGACAAUAUUUGCUUCAAAUGCAAAGGGCCAUGGUCAUGCGAACACAGAGCAGUGUGCCCAAUGAAGGAAUUCCGAGUCUUGACAGUCAUCAAUGGUUUAGAAAUGGAGAUAUUCGAAGAAGCAGAGACAUAUGAAGAGUUGAAUGAACAAUUGGUGAUGGCUCACGAGGUCAGGAGUCUUUCAUUAAACUCGUUCUUGGGAAAGCACUCUCCAAAGACUCAGAAACUUUAUGGAAAGUUUAACAAGUCCAACGUGAUUGUGAUGCUGGACAGUGGCGCUUCACACAACUUUAUUUCACCAGAGUUAGUGAAGCGUUUGAAAUUGAAAUCUAGUGGAGAUGACAACCUCGACAUUCUUUUGGGCAAUGGUCUUACGGUACAAGGUGAUGGAGUGUGCCGUGACGUAACCUUUUCCCUAGUCGAUGUCAGCUUCAAAGCAGAUUUCAUAACAUUAGAACUGGGAGCAGUGGAUGUCAUCUUAGGUGUUCAAUGGCUUGAGACGCUCGGGAAAUGCGAAGUAGAUUGGAAGAAGUAG
This is a messenger RNA of Microthlaspi erraticum, 1566 nucleotides long. Lineage: Eukaryota; Viridiplantae; Streptophyta; Magnoliopsida; Brassicales; Brassicaceae. The record is from the annotation of a GenBank genome assembly.